Molecule: messenger RNA, 4158 nt
Organism: Corticium candelabrum
Lineage: Eukaryota; Metazoa; Porifera; Homoscleromorpha; Homosclerophorida; Plakinidae
Product: protein broad-minded-like
Exons: 39
Coding region: 91-4086 (1331 amino acids)
Biological process (GO): Golgi to plasma membrane protein transport
Cellular component (GO): trans-Golgi network
Source: RefSeq, a predicted model, not a curated record
CAAUGCGGUGUCCAAGGACGCCGCAGAUGAAUGUUGUUGCAUGUUGUAUGCAAGGAAUCGUGUCGUAUCUAGUAUGUUCCUGAAGAUACAAUGGCAGCUUUAGAUGGCAAAGGAUUGCCUGCAGGUGUGGGGCCCUACAGGGUCCAGGAUGUCGAUCACAAUCGUUUGGUUCUUGGUUUGCGGCAAUUGCUUGCUAGUUUUGAGUCGGCUGUGAGAGCCAGUGCUAAUGCAGGACAUCUGCCAAUAGUGGAGGACAUGCUUGCUAAUCUAGAGGCAACAGACGAGCAUUUUCACAGCUAUGAAAUCGUGCGUACUGUCAGAUCAAAGAUAGACGAACAGUUGGGGCCACUGAUUGAAACUGAGCUCGAACGGCAAGUGUUUGAGGGAGAUGGCCAUGAUGUGGUGCCUCUGAUCACUGAACAACUGCUGACGUCUCCAGAGUAUGCUGAACUCGGAGAAAAUAUUGUGGAUGCAGUGAAAUCGGCGGCCAAUGUGUUGAUUCAAGAAUAUGCUGGUGUAUCAUCUAGUACAUCUGGUGUAACUGUUGGUAGUAAUUUUCGAGAGUCAUCACUUGCAGCACUAAAAGACAAUCGGUCAAGACAAACUGAACAACCAAGCUAUCUGUACACAUGUGAUGAUGAUUCUUCCGAUUCAUCUACAUUGAAUCAAACAGGGACUGGUUUUAUGUUUUUGUCUUCAAACAGUUUUCGAAGUAUUUCAGCCAAUCUCAGUUCAUCUCAACCAUCAAAAGUUAGACUGGAUGCAUUACAUACCUUGGGGCAUUAUGCUCCAGGUGACUUGCUGAAUUGUCAGUUCUGGCCUGAUCUAAAGAAGACUCUUCAAGAAACAUUAUCUGACCGUGAUCAGUCACUUUCUGGGCAAAGUUUGAGGCUUCACUCUAAGCUAUUUAAUGCUUCUAAUGGUUUCAGUGCCAAGGAAAUAUUUACAAACCUUGUUGCUCACUUGUCCAGUUUCUUUACGGGACCAUCUGGACUUCAUCUCAGAACAGGUGGAAGUCUUUGCACUUCUGACACAUCAAUGGAUCACGUAUUGACUGGGAUACAACUGCUCAAUGACUUGAUGCAUGAAAUGCCAGGGUACUGGGUUCGCUACGCUACUCGGUUCACAAAAGAAAUCGUGUCAUCCACAGUUACAUUUUUAUCAUUGGCACUUGAUGAUCGACAUAGAGUGAGUUCAUUCUUGCUGGUAGCUUUGAUUGAUCCAAAAGCAUUGUGGUUCAAGAAAUGGAUGCAUCCAAACUAUGGCAGAGCAGAUAUUGUUGAAUGUUUAAGAAAAGACAAGAAUCAACUGGUAGUGUUUGCAGUGACUGUGUGUAUGGAUUUCUUUCUCCACUCUCGUCUUCUGAAUGUUGGAAGAGAAGAAGAGAUGGAUCGGCUGAAGACGCCUGAGGUUGACGAUCCAUCUGCUGAGUAUGUGUACACAUCUUAUGAGAUCAACUAUGCAUGCUUUGUUAGCUCAAUCAGCUUGGUUGGACGCUUACUCAUCUAUGCUAGUGGUAGAGAACUUUUUCCUGUGCAGCUGCAUGACUGUCAGGUUACAAUUACUGAUUUUUUGGUGGCAAGUUUGAAGACAAUGUUUAGGUAUGAUUCCAGGAGAAGCAGCAUGGGAGUUGGUGGCAGUUAUGAUCCUGCAGUUCUGGUACAGCAUAUGCUCAAACGAAUAGCGUAUGGUCGAGGCAAAUGUAAAGAGCAUUUCCUAACUGAUGAGUUUAUUGAUGCUCUACUAUCUCCUCUUAAGCAGCGUUUGUCUGCUGCAGAUUCUGAGCAGGCACAAGAUGUGUGUGAUGAAACACUGGUGUGGAUCGGAGACAUAAUGGCUGUACUGGCAUCAUCACAGGCUGGUCGCAAGCUGCUUCUUUAUGGAGAGAAGAAUCCAAGAUGGACAAAGACUAGGUUUUCUGCUGUCCACACGUUAGCUCAAUUUGCUCAGCGUGCUUUAGAAGGCUCCCUUAGCAGUUCUCUACCGUCAGAACAAGCAGUCAGUUCUUUCGUCUUUGUUUGUCGUCAAUUGUACAACACAUGCGAGGGUCUAGUUGUUCUUUAUCCAUAUGAGCUUCACAUGCAUGUAGCUGUAGCAUGGAGAGAGGCUGUCUCAGCAGUUGCCACUCCUCUUCCUCCUCCAUCUCCUGGAUCAAGAUCUUCUAGUGCUGACAAUUUUAAAUGGGAAGACACACUAGUUGACAACCUUUUAAACUUUGCUGGCACUCCCAAGGGGCUGCUACUUCUCCAACAGACGGGGACACUGAGUCGCUGUGUGGACUACAUGUAUCAACGAUAUACAAAUAAAUUGCAGGUUAGCAAAUGUGAAAAGUUUGGUUAUGGGUUUAUGGUGACAAUGGUGGCAUCUACAGCUCCUGGAAUGGUUGCUUUGUAUGAAACAGGUUUCUUGUGUCUGUUGGUGCAUGACUUAUGGAUGGUAACAGAAGGGUCAGAUUUUGAUGAUCGUCUUGCUUCUGCUCGUCAUGAUCCAAUGGAUCCCAUCCACAGAGCAGGACACAAGGCAUUGGUAAAUCUUCUCAAUGUACUGUCGUCUUUCUCUGCAUUGUAUGAAGUCAUUCACCAACCACCUGUGUCGUUUAAUGCUCUUUCAAAUCCUCGUUCACUUGCACGUGAAGUGAUGGGGAGCAGUAUUACAGAUUCCAGCAGCUGGCCGUCAACUAUUUUUGACUUGAUUGAUAGGUUGGUAUUGGUAGAUUCAGAGCCAAAAUUCCAAUCUCUAUGGGAGUUUGAGCAGUCCCACCUGUUUGGUUUGAGAUUUCUCAGUGUUUUGACAACAUGUCUUGACUCUUUUCUACUUUUGGAGAGUUGCUACGAUAUCACUGAUGCUCUGUUGUCUUUGCAGGAACUUGAUACAACCAAAGAAGGGCGCAUCAUAAUUGAUAUGUGUUCAGUUGAGAGGAACCGCAUACUUAUUGCCUCAUAUCUGACUGGAGGACCUUCGGAGAGAAUUGUACCAAGUCGAGAUCUGGAGGACGGAGACAACCCUUAUCCUUGGCCAAUGUUUUCCAGCAUUCCAGUUCCGAGUGAGUAUAGACCAAAACCACAUCUCAUUCAACAUCAGCCACGACAGCAGCAACCAGAUGCAAUUUUGAAAUACCUUGAAGCAACAAAAGGCACUGAACGAGGCCCAGACUGGAUACAGGAAUGUCGUGAGAUCUUCUAUAAUUCAUUGAAGUCACAAUCAUUGUCAGAAAACACAUUUGCUGCAGUGCUAGAGCAAGUUGUAGAGGCUCAAGUCCAUAUUCCUGGUGAAGUUGUUCUUCCACUGAAUUCCCAAUCCGCAGAUGACAUAAUUAGUGAGCCAAUCAGUGCUAUCCAAAGACUUGGUGUUGAUAUUGUCAUACGUUAUGGUGAGUAUUUAAAAGUAUUGGAAGGGCCUACUGAUCACAAAGCAGGUUUACAACAGCUACUGCAACAAACUUGUCGCUUUCUCAAGAAGCAACGACAAGUUGUUGAAAGCUCUUGCUGCACAAUGAAAGGAGAAUAUGUUGGUCAUGAUUGGUUUGUUUCAUCACUGUUUCUCUUGUUUUCUGGAAAAUGUGAUCGUGUGUGGCACAUCCUAAUGAAUUUAUCUCAACUUUUGGUGUCUUGCUACCUUUGGAUUCCGCGUCUGCACUCAUCUAUUCACCUUCCAGCUAAUUUGGCAUCUAGUGGCAUUCAUCCAUUGUUUUCGUCAACGGCUCAUAAUGUAGAACUCCUCUUGCAGGCUGAGGUUCCUCUUGUUUAUUCGGCUUUUCGUCUCUCAGGAUUUACUCCUGCACAGAUGUCACAGCACUGGUUGUGCCAGUGCUUUUGGAACUACUUGGAUUGGCCAGAGAUUUGUACAUUUCUUUCUGUGUGUAUUGUAAUGGGAAUUGACUAUGAAGUUUACUUUUGUGUUGCCGUGUUUCGGCAUCUUGAGUGUGCUAUAUUGGAGGCUACCCAGCGGCACAAUCUCCUAUUGUUUCUGAAGGAAACACCAUUAACCAAUUUCAAAUGUGCAGAACACUUGGAAUACAUGAAAUCAUUGGAACAGAAAUAUCGAACUAUCGUUCUGACUGAUUUGAAAGAUAUAAGCAAACCCUAAAAAAUUUUGUUUAUUGAUCGUAACUGAAGAUGUAGUGGUUCAACUAAUACCAAUCAAUUCUAAUUUCCAUGA